Molecule: messenger RNA, 685 nt
Organism: Penaeus indicus
Lineage: Eukaryota; Metazoa; Arthropoda; Malacostraca; Decapoda; Penaeidae
Exons: 4
Coding region: 149-685 (178 amino acids)
Source: RefSeq, a predicted model, not a curated record
CCUGGCAUUCCGCCUCCCAGUUGGCUGUCGAGUGACGUCGAGUGACCACCGACGCUCGUCGAUUCGUCAUAGAUUAAAGCAAGAACGAUCCCUAAGAAAAAUCCUGUUACCAAAUUCCCCGCGAGGUCGCUGCAGUCAUCUGGAGAGGAUGGAGGGACGCCUUGCAAGGAUAGUGGCUGUGCUAGCGGUGGCUAGUUGCGUCUGGAUGGCGGCGGGGGAGAAGGCGUCUGGGCCCAGGACGAAGUUGCCCGAGGAUAAGCUGUUCGGCGACCAGGCUGCCUUCUGCGAGGGCUGCUAUGCCGUGGUGCACGAGUUGGACAGCCUCCUGACGAAGUGGCAGAAGGAGAAGGGAUCCCUGGAGGACCACAUCGACGCGGCCCUCCUCGCCAUCUGCAGCACCGACAGACUACGCUCGUACGUCCUCUCCCCGCCGAAGAUGACCAGGCUCUGCUCGGGGAUCAGGGUUCACUACUUGGACGACCUCGGGAUGGCCUUCAUGAAGAAGUACGCUCGGAAGGAGAACCUGACAAUCGACGAGAUCUUCGAAGCCACCUGCAGGAAGGUCAUCCCGGCGUGUCCUAAUGGGAUGAAGCCCAUGUCCGUCGCCAGGAAGGUACGAAAGGGCGGUGGGUGGCGUGGGAAGGAGUUUCAUUUCUUGUCUCUUUGGGGGAGGAUAAAAACGUAG